GUUGCCCCUUUGUUAUAGGGUGAAGUGGCAAACCUGCAACUGAUCUAUUCCUACAACAGUCAACAUAUCCUCCGAUUUUGGCGUUUAGCACGAAUACCAUGAUGUUCAUCUAUUACCUUUAGAAUCUGUUUGUUAUGGCGUUGCAAUACAACUAUAGCAACAUGGUUAUACUACAUGGUGUUAGCCAGAACUGUGGUGUUAACCGGAGGUAUGGUACUGUGGUUUGGAGGCACCUAUUUUGCUGUGUGGUGUGGAUCAGAACUAUGUGGUGCUAUGGGACUGUGUGGUGUUGAUCAGGGCUGUGGAUAAACUGGGCCUAUGGUGCUGUGUCGUACUGACCGCUGUUUAUGAUGCGUAGCGUAGAACAGAAUUGUGUGGAGUGGGUACUCUAGUGUGGGCCAUUAUGGUGCUGUGGUGUAGGGUGCAAUGGUUUUGGUUAGACUGACUACUGAUAAUGAAAAGCUCAUUAUGGGCUAUAGCAUCUUGUACUUACUUAUUUGUGGUUGCAGUUGAACAUUUCAUUGAACACUGUCUGUUGAUGUUUAGCAAAGAAAGUAAAAAAAAAGACAAUCUUACUUGGGGCUAUCCGUUAACACUUGAGGUUAUGCUAGCAUGCGGCCCUCUUGCUCCCCACAGCGUAAUCCUACCACUGCCGGGUUAUGAAACUUCAGGCUCCAGGGUCGUGAUCACUCGUUGGGGACGGUUUGAACCCUCUAAGUUAUCUCUGAACGACCUUAUGAAGGCUUCUCUGGCCGUCAUAGAAGUGUGGAUGGAUGAGGACGAGCAAGCGAGUGUAACAGCCAUGGUGACCGUGGAGGACUGUCAGUCCCUGGGUUUCUCCCACAUAACAGCCUUAACCCCUAGUUUCGUCAAGAAGGCCUCUGCGCUCCUCCAGGAAGGUUAUCCUAUGAGGCCUAAAGGACUUCACUACAUUAACACCCCGGCAGCCUUCGACACGGUCUUUAAUAUCUUCAAGUCAUUUAUGAAAGAAAAAAUGAGGAAGAGAAGUACUGGAUUGAGAGGUUAGAUGCCAGGCGAGACUGGCUCUUAGAGGACGAGAAAUACGUUGUGGACGAGUCGAAGCGCCCAGGCAAAGCCAAGACCUCAGCUGAACUCUUCGGCUUAGAAGGAUCCUUCAGGAAGCUCAACGUCGACUAGACAUACAAUGUUCCUCCAUCACAGACCAUUUUCAGAGGAACGAGGUCUUUUUUUGUGGGGACAUUACGACCAGUGGAUCCUAGGGACGAUCAGGAGUAAAUCGCCAUCUAAAGUUUAGUCUGUUUUUUUUAUUUAGCCUAGGAUAAA
Cherax quadricarinatus is the source of this 1305-nucleotide messenger RNA. The record is from RefSeq and is a predicted model, not a curated record. Lineage: Eukaryota; Metazoa; Arthropoda; Malacostraca; Decapoda; Parastacidae.